GUCUUGGGACACCUGUCGAAAUGAAGCCAACGUUUGUUUGAGGUCUAUUCUGAUGGAAUAUCAGGAUCCGACGGAUGAACCCAAUCGUACAAGGCACUGCUUCAAUAGAUCGACUCUCACCCGGGUUACCGUCUCCGCUCUCAAAAGUAUGUAAGGACCAGACCGCAUGACCACAAUCGGACUCGGAAAUGCGAUCGUGUUACCCUCGACCAUCUACUACUUACUAUCAUGCACUUCAGGCUAUCUUCCCAGAAAAUUCGACAUCAUUAUGAUGAUGAUCCGGCCACUGUUCGUUCUGUCACUCACCAGCGCUUGAAGAGCAUCAGCGCUAGGCUUGCAUCGACCAUUGCUGCAAGGAACAUCAUCAAUACUAUACAGCGCCGCGAGGUUGUCUAUAGAUUGGAUAUCGGGAACAGUUCAAUGGGCGACGAGGGUUGCAUACAGCUUUUUAACUUUCUAGAAUCCACUGCUGGUCGAAAAUGCAAAAACAGCCUCACCGAACUGUACCUCACAAGGAACGGUAUAGGUGCAAAGGGUCUACUUGCUGUAUCAAAUUUCAUCAAGGACAAUCAUGUGCUAAGGGAACUAUGUUUGUCUGGUAACCCAUUAUCAACUGAUUCGGAUGUCAUCGCACAGUUCACCGCCGCACUGAACAGCUCAAGACUAUACACGCUCCAGCUAAUCCAUAACGGCACUCUCUCUGAUACCUUCAUUCGCGCAUUCCUUCCUAGCCUCAACACACGGUAUCUGCGUCAACUCGGCCUUUCUGCCACCAAUAUUACCCGCGCUGUGGUCCCUACCAUCAUUGAAUAUGUUACGUCGUCGCGUUGCAGACUGGAUCGAUUGCAGUGCAACGCGAACAGCUUGACACUGCCCGGUGCGCGCGAAAUCAUCAACGCUAUCGAGCGUGAGAACUACAGCCUUUUCAAGGUUAAUCUUGAUGACUUGCAUAUCGAUGAGUAUGAUGGCGACAGCGAGGAGCGUACUCUUGCAUCGCAAGAGAGUUGGCGCAUUUUAAACAAUGCAGCCCAGAGGAACUUAACGAAAAAAAUCAGGGUGAAAAAGCAAGCUGUCGCGCUACUGCUGUACAGCCGCGCAUUGUUCCUUCGGUCGGGCAUGCGGAACCCACACGACAGUGCUCCUCUUGACUUUACUUCUGUUUUCGCCCUCAAUCGACUUUCCGCGCCUUCGAUGUUCUUCCAACUGCCUGGAGAAAUACAGCAGGAAGUCAUCGCUUUACUAGCGCCGGAUUUAUCUCAUCAACAGCGAGUCCACGUUGUUGCAUUCGGUGCAGAUUUCCGCACGCUCCCGCAACUGGAUGAGCCACAUCUUGAACCAAUGAAUGCGUCACAUCUCCUGGCAUUCAUGCCAGCGGGUGUCAGCCGGCAGGCUAAUGCCACCGCCAAAGUACCACAUGAAGGUUCGUGGAAACCUCCGAUGUGGUGGGAGUGUGCGUGUCCUGACGGGAAGCGUGGAAAUUGCCGAACUCUGCACCGCUGGAGGAGAGAGAGGCGAGAUGUAUGGCUGACGCGUGUUGGAUGCGACGUUUGGGAACCUGAAUUUGCCAUGCGACACACAGAACUUUGAUCGCGACUGGUUCGGACUUAGGUACUCAUGGAUGCUCCUUGGACUCACUGUUAACAUCUCAACGAUCAUUCAAUCAAUGUCGUCAUAUCCGAAUCGUAAGUCAUCGAAUUACUGGGACGUUAGGCCCUUAAGUUAUUCUAUUAUUAAUGUCGGGCGACGUUCCUGCCAAACCUCGAGGAAUUCAGAGAGCACUCCUCAUUGCUG
Suillus bovinus is the source of this 1791-nucleotide messenger RNA. RefSeq lists its product as uncharacterized. Gene Ontology annotation, cellular component: perinuclear region of cytoplasm; nucleus; cytosol. The transcript has 4 exons. Lineage: Eukaryota; Fungi; Basidiomycota; Agaricomycetes; Boletales; Suillaceae. Gene Ontology annotation, molecular function: GTPase activator activity; small GTPase binding. The record is from RefSeq and is a predicted model, not a curated record. Gene Ontology annotation, biological process: nucleocytoplasmic transport; activation of GTPase activity. Bases 229 to 1587 code for a protein of 452 amino acids.